Wallemia mellicola CBS 633.66 is the source of this 1545-nucleotide messenger RNA. RefSeq lists its product as hypothetical. The coding region runs from base 335 to 919 and encodes 194 amino acids. The transcript has a single exon. The record is from RefSeq and is a predicted model, not a curated record. NCBI's taxonomy places the organism in Eukaryota, Fungi, Basidiomycota, Wallemiomycetes, Wallemiales, Wallemiaceae.
AAACUAUUAAAAAAAUAUUUAUACUCCAAACUCAAUGAAACAUUUUAUAUACCCUCUGAACUUAUUCUACCACAUAAAGCUGAAAAUACCUAUCAUGGAUUGAGACGCGUCUCAUUAUGUCGAUUUUAGAUAGGAUAGCAUCUAUCUGGUAGCUAUUGGUGGUUGCUCAAAACCAUUUAAUACUUGGAAUUCGGCUUAUGUUCUGAGAGCUGAAGGGUAUUUAAUUUUCAGAAUAUGAAUACAGAGGCUGAGCAUACACCGUCAUUCAUUUGUUAGGUCUAACCUAAUAAUACGAACUCUGUGGGCCAGUAAGGGCAAGCGGACAACAAGGAACAUGCGGACAAUAAAAACUAUGCAAGUAGAAAUCUUGUACAGAAACGGUCGUAUACAAAUCCUACUAAACAUUAACAACAUGGAAAGCAUAGUAGGUACUAGUUGCGGUACUUUUAACGGGAAAGUGGGUGGUAUUACUCCAUCAGUACUGGUAUUUCUAUUUUUAUUUGCAUCUUCCGUCAAAGCGCAAGAUGGUAAUGAAGUUCAUCCAUUUACCCAACAUGUGAAUUUAGUUAGAUCCCCUAAUCUAGCAGUAGGAGCUUCCAGCUUAUACGCUGGAAAGUACAUUUUCGAUAGAUUGUGUCCGAGUUGUAAUACUGGCCACUUAUAUGUACGUCAAGAAUGUAUCAUUGGACUGGCUGCCGGUCUCAUAUUUUCAAUUUAUGGAUUUUAUCGGAUUGGAGGACUACUUAGAUCUCAAAGUAGGAGCAUAGAUCUGGACUAUCAAGAUAAUACAUUGUUAAGGAAUUUUCUUGGUAAAUCUAAAGUGCUUCUAUCACUACGGGGAGACAGGAUGGGAUUGAAUGCUUUCAUUUUACUUCUUUUGCUAUUCAAGAUUGUAAUAGUUUUGAGGACACACAGUUGAAUAAAAUUAGCUCAAAGUCUUUGGCAAUACUACUACAAGAUCAACUACAUUAUUACGGCGAGAGAAUGUCAUAUGUAUGAACCAAGGGAAUCUGCCCUGGUGUUUCAGACGUUCAAAAAAGACGGCGAUGCUUUCAGGGAUAUUUACGUCAUUGAUGAAGAAACCAAAGAUGCUUAGAGAGCAAUAGUAGUCUUGUCUAAUGACCCUCACGGCAAGGAAAUAUGUUUGAAGUCAUUAGAGGAAGAUUCCUAGUGGGGACGCCAAAUUCUAAGCCUACUGAUUAUGAUUUUUACACCAUCAUCUGAUUUGAGGUGUAUAGUGGUGGUCAUAAUAAAAUAUUAGCUCGGAAGGCAUUCCUAAGUGACGGAUAAUUUUCCGGAAGAUGCUCAGUUUGUCUAUAAUGGUAUAAUACCUGUAGUCUUGUCAAGCUUGAUAAGUUUGUUGUAAAUUGUAUGAGUUAGAUUUGAAAGACUAAAUCAAUUGUAAAAACAUGUACAUAAAACAAGAUAAAGCAAAGAUUCAAGAAUGCAUUCUGAUAGAGCAAAAGGGUACAUGUUGAACUGCCUCCUCAAAUACUAGCAAACACAUUAAAUUAUCAGUAAAUACACGGCUGGCUAUGUACCAUC